Molecule: messenger RNA, 1297 nt
Organism: Ziziphus jujuba (common jujube)
Lineage: Eukaryota; Viridiplantae; Streptophyta; Magnoliopsida; Rosales; Rhamnaceae
Exons: 3
Coding region: 350-1003 (217 amino acids)
Cellular component (GO): cytoplasm; membrane
Source: RefSeq, a predicted model, not a curated record
CCAUUAAAGAUUUUUAUAAAAAAAAAAAAAAAAAUGAAAGGAAGAAGGAAAGUAAGAAGAGCUUUGCAUCAAAAUCGAAUGCUUGAUGCCAGAAACGCAUUUCCCGGAAAAUGAGAGUUUCUGAUGGAAAGACAAUUCCGGGAAAUUUCAAUUUCUCAGAAAAAAGCUCUAAGGAUUAGAUUAAAGAAAAAUCCGAAUAUUCAGGUCUCCCAAAAGCCCAAAAGGGGCAAAUGAACAUUCACAGAUCACGACCUACAGUUUGAUCAAACUCUCUCUAGAUUAUUUUUACUUUUUUCUUUCUCAGAAUUUUUGAAUACUUUGUAUAUUAUAUAUAUAUAUAUAUUCAUAUAUGUUUAGAUUGUGGAAAUGGUAUCAGAACUCCUUGGCUGUUCAUCCAGUUAAGACACAGGUCAUCAGCUCGAGUUUGAUAUGGGGUUUUGGUGAUAUAGCAGCCCAGACCAUCACUCAAUCAACGGCCAAGACAAGCCUUCAGAUUCAGGAUGAAGAUAAAGAAUUCAAAAUCAACUGGAAACGAGUGGCUACAACUAGCUUUUUUGGGUUGGGAUUUGUUGGGCCAGUUGGGCACUUUUGGUAUGAAGGUUUGGACCGAAUUAUAAGGUUGCGACUUCGAUUGCGACCAAAGUCAUUUCGGUUUGUUGCUACUAAAGUUGCAGUGGAUGGGUUCCUAUUUGGGCCCUUGGAUUUACUUGUGUUCUUCACUUACAUGGGUUUUUCCACUGGAAAAAGUGUUCCGCAAAUUAAGGAAGAUGUAAAAAGGGACUUUCUUCCUGCCUUUCUUCUGGAAGGAGGAGUAUGGCCAGUUCUUCAAGUAGUGAAUUUCCGAUUUGUACCCGUGAGGUAUCAGCUCCUGUAUGUAAACUUCUUCUGCAUAUUAGAUAGCUGCUUAUUGUCAUGGAUAGAGCAGCAAGAAGAUGCUCAAUGGAAGCAAUGGGUGAAGUCUUUUCUACCAUUAAAGGAAAGAAAAGGUCAAAAAGAUGGCUGAAACAACUACAGCUACUUAUCACCGUUUAUUUGUGGCUUUGCUGAUCAUAGUGGAAAAAAAUAUGUCAGGAAAAGAGUGCAGUUCCUAGAGAACUUCCUAAAUUGCUAGCUUAGAUUUUUGAAGUUGGGAUUUGGGAAAGUGAUGAAAUUGCUCUCCAACUUGAUCCAGUUUUCACUUGAGAGACAAGGAAGUUGAUAUUGAUUGUCAUUCACUUGGCAGUUUUUGUCAACAUAUUUUCUUUGCUGAAAUCAAACAAAGUUCAAUUAAAGUUUGCCAUCUGUUUCACUUUGUAUA